Linum tenue is the source of this 1097-nucleotide messenger RNA. The record is from the annotation of a GenBank genome assembly. NCBI's taxonomy places the organism in Eukaryota, Viridiplantae, Streptophyta, Magnoliopsida, Malpighiales, Linaceae.
CUCGAGCGGAAACCCCACCAGCAAUCCAAUCGCCGCCCGCCGGCGCUUCAAUCUUCGUUCGUGCCGCGAGUAGUAGAGGGCUGAACUGUAAUUCAGCCUCGGCCGAUUUAUUUAUCUGUUUUUAGAACUUCGUGGACUGCUUUGUGUUUUGGCAGAGAAAUCCGAAACAGGGGACGAAUAUAUUUUACCCUAAUAACAAACUAAACUACUUUCCCUUCUUUCCUCCCCAACUGUUCUCCUCUCCUUCUGCUGCUGCUGUUUUCCCUACCCAGAUCACAGUCACUCCUGUUACUCCAGGUUAUUGCUUGGGUUUUCUCUGCCUUUUCUUCAGCUACCAGAUCCUAAAUUUGAUUAAGGGUAUGUUGAAUACAGUUGGUGAGCUUGGUGAAGGAAAGAUGAAGGGAGGAAGGAAGAAUUUGAAGAGGGCAGCAGCAAAGGAACAUGACUUCACACUUCAAGGUGGGCAAAGCAUAAUGCAGGUUUUAUCUCUUCGAGGUUCCAACCUUAUCGAGGUAGUGGGCACAAAUGGGGAGAAGUCCUUGGCUUUGUUUCCAGCUAAGUUUCAGAAGAGCAUGUGGAUCAAGAAAGGGAGCUUUGUCAUAGUGGACGACAGUGCGAAGGAAAAGGCGAUGGAGUCAGGCAGCAAAGUGACCUGCAUUGUUUCCCAGGUUCUCUUCCACGAACAACUCCGUACACUGCAGAAAUCUCCUCAAUGGCCAGAAAUUUUCAGGUCUACAACUGUGGACUAUACCAAUGGUAGAAGCUCUAAUGCAAAAGUCCCAAGCCGUGAAGUAGACGAGCUCAAUUCCAAUGAUGAAGAAGAGUACGACGAUCUCCCGCCUUUAGAAGCCAACACGAACAGGAUCCAGCCACCAUUUUUGGAAGCAGAUGCUAAGACUGAUACAGAUUCUGAUUCUGAUUCUUGAAUAACACUUCCUCGAAAAUCGAAAUUGUCUUAGUUCCUAAUGUAGGUGCUGUUGUGGUUCAAAAUCUCGUGUUCUUCGGUCCAAAAUUUCAUCACAAUUACUGUAGGUUUCAUUCAUGGUAAGUAAGCUAGUAAAUAAGAUGAAUGAAUGAGUUGCCUAUCUCAUUUCGCC